GGCUGAGGUGAGAUGGGCACGAGAGCCGGGAUGAGCAAUCCAGGGAUUCCAGGGAGCUCGGAAUCGCAGCUGCUGCCGGAACCACGGCCUUAGGUCCGCUCCAUCUGCGUCUGUGCCCAGCGGGAUUUGUGCUGGAGAGAGAGGUGCUGUCGGGAACAAAAGGGAGAUGAACACCAACUCACAGCAAUUCAGGCCUGGCAGUUCCCUGCAGCGAGAGCUCAGCACACAUCCACAGAGGCAAGUCCAGCAUCUGAAAGAAGAAAAAUAAACAGCAGAAAAAGGUCUAUUUUGUGAUGAUGGCAUCAGAUGGAGUGCAGCUGAAAUGUGUGACCUGAGCCCCUGGGCAUUCCUGGGAGAUGGUGACUAAGGGACAACAGCCCAGUGAUGGCAGGAAUUUCCCAGAUGGUGAAGCUUUUUUACUGCACACCUGGCAUGGAUUCUCAGACCUGGAUCUCUGACAGAUAAGUGCUGGGCUCCAACCCACAGAGGGGAUGGGAGCGGGAUGCUGGGUCUGGAAUUGUCAGGAGGGAUUUUUGAGGCAGCUUUGGAGCUGGGGAUGUCCAAGAAGCAGCCCCUCAGGCCCCAUAAAAGGAAAAGUCUCAAUUUGAUCUCAAUGCUGAGUUGCACAGGGCAGAGCAGUUCCUCUGGGUGUCAUGUCACUUGUCUCUUGUGCUGUCUGUGUCUUCUGUGUGUGUUGUAUUGCCUGUCUCUUACCUUAGCCCUUUGAGGGACCUGUCAGAAACCCUGGGCUCAUCCAUAGCAUCUUGUGAUCUCUGCAUUCAUCAGCCUGGCUCUGGUGCCAUCAAACCUUGGUCUCAGGAGCUUGGACAGGCAUCUGAAUCUUUUCUCUUUUGAGAAGCAUCCAGUCUCAUCUCUUAAGGUCUUGCUCUGAGCUGUAUUGCCAGCUGUGCACCUAAAGGAUCCAUUACAAGAGAUGAGAAAUUAGAGGAAUGGGAAGAUAAGAGGAUUUUCAGGCAGCUAUCUCUGCAGUUCUUGGAGCAAAUCAUUCUGCUGGCAUCUUUUUCCAGCCUUGUCAGCUUGCUGUCAGUCUUCCCUCAGUGAUCUCAUUUUGCAUUCUCUCAGUCCCCGUGGUUCUUCUUGCUGAGUUUUUUCGUCCCCCUGUCCUCCCCUCAUUUGUCAUGUCCUGUGUCACGGGUGCCUGCACGCAUUUGGUCUGGAGCUGCUCUGCCCUGAUGCAUACUCAAGAUAGGACAAGGUGCAGGGACUUGGGUUUUGUACUGUGGGGUGGUGUUGGACUCUAGAUCAGAUCUGCACAUUCACUCAAGAUGUCUGGGGCUGUCCAGCUAUUAUGCUGGGCUUUAAAUUUUGUUCUAAGUUCUUUUUACCUGCAGUUUUCUGGGGUUUUGGGUAGAAAAUGUGUGGGGAUGUCUCUUAGCUCUCAGGUAACCACUCACUGACCUCCCGCUUCUGUCUCGCAGGUCCCCGAGGCAGAUUUCCAGUUCUCAGCCGCCACCUUUCACAGAACCUAUCCCUCGAUGUCGAGGACCAGCAGCCAGAGGAUGCGGUCAAGCAUCCUGUUCAGUGUACAGUUUCAGGGCAGUGACAGCGAGUACGAGGUGGACCCGGGGCACCAGAAGGGCAUCUCCCGGGCACAGGCUUACAGCUACACCGAGAGCGAUUCGGGCGAGCCCGAGCACACCCCGCUCUCCCACAGCACCUCCACGCAGCAGGGCAGCCUGUUCCGCCCCAAAGCCAGCAGGACUCCCACCCCCCAGACCCCCGGCAAUGCCCCCAGCAGCCAGCCUGGGACCCUGUACUGCCCUCCCAGCAGCCUGGCCCCCGGCUCCAGAGCUCCCAUCGCUGGGUUUUCCUCUUUCGUUUGAUAUUUAAACAGAAGG
Messenger RNA from Catharus ustulatus (Swainson's thrush), 1859 nucleotides. Its product is annotated as protein sidekick-2-like. The transcript is spliced from 5 exons. Lineage: Eukaryota; Metazoa; Chordata; Aves; Passeriformes; Turdidae. The coding region runs from base 1497 to 1844 and encodes 115 amino acids. The record is from RefSeq and is a predicted model, not a curated record.